AUGAUGAAGGGAACAUCGUCAUUUGGGAAGAGGCGGGGCAAGACUCACACUCGUUGCCAGCGGUGUGGAGCUAAAGCAUUUCACCUGCAGAAAUCCACCUGUGGGGGUAAAUGUGGUAAAUGUGCCUACCCUGCCAAGAGAAAGAGAAAGUAUAACUGGAGUGUAAAAGCCAAAAGGAGAAACACACCAGGCACAGGUCACAUGCAGCACCUGAAGGUGGUGUUCCGGAGGUUCAGAAAUGGAUUCCGUGAAGGCGCCACCACAAAGUCCAGGCGAGCUGCUUCCAGCACUGCAUAA
This is a messenger RNA of Amblyraja radiata (thorny skate), 297 nucleotides long. Its product is annotated as 60S ribosomal protein L37-like. The coding region runs from base 1 to 297 and encodes 98 amino acids. Gene Ontology annotation, biological process: translation. The record is from RefSeq and is a predicted model, not a curated record. NCBI's taxonomy places the organism in Eukaryota, Metazoa, Chordata, Chondrichthyes, Rajiformes, Rajidae. The transcript is spliced from 2 exons. Gene Ontology annotation, molecular function: RNA binding; structural constituent of ribosome. Gene Ontology annotation, cellular component: cytosolic large ribosomal subunit; ribosome.